Messenger RNA from Anopheles darlingi, 305 nucleotides. RefSeq names its product eclosion hormone-like. Gene Ontology annotation, molecular function: ecdysis-triggering hormone activity. Lineage: Eukaryota; Metazoa; Arthropoda; Insecta; Diptera; Culicidae. The transcript is spliced from 2 exons. Gene Ontology annotation, biological process: ecdysis, chitin-based cuticle; neuropeptide signaling pathway. The coding region runs from base 13 to 300 and encodes 95 amino acids. The record is from RefSeq and is a predicted model, not a curated record.
UACGGGAGUGAAAUGGUAAAGUUGUUUGCCGCCAAGAUACUGUUGGUUGCCAGCUUCAUAGCUAUCGGGACCACCGUCACCGCAACGCCACAAAUUGAUCUUCUUGGUGGUUACGAGCUGUUUGGACUAUGCGUGAACAAUUGUGCCCAGUGCAAGAAACUGUAUGGAGCGUAUUUUGAGGGGCAACGCUGUGCCGAGUCCUGCAUCAAGUAUCGCGGUAAAACGAUUCCGGAUUGCGAGGACACGGCAUCGAUAGCACCGUUUUUGAACAACAUCCUGUCACCAAACUCCGUUUUUUAGAUCGU